This is a messenger RNA of Staurois parvus, 498 nucleotides long. The record is from the annotation of a GenBank genome assembly. Lineage: Eukaryota; Metazoa; Chordata; Amphibia; Anura; Ranidae.
GUUAUACAUCCACCCGUUAUACAGCCACCCGUUAUACAUCCACCCGUUAUACAGCCACCCGUUUAUACAGCCACCCGUUAUACAGCCACCCGUUAUACAUCCACCCGUUAUACAUCCACCCGUUAUACAUCCACCCGUUAUACAUCCACCCGUUAUACAUCCACCCGUUAUACAUCCACCGUUAUACAGCCACCCGUUAUACAUCCACCCGUUAUACAUCCACCCGUUAUACAUCCACCCGUUAUACAUCCACCCGUUAUACAUCCACCCGUUAUACAUCCACCCGUUAUACAUCCACCCGUUAUACAGCCACCCGUUAUACAUCCACCCGUUAUACAUCCACCCGUUAUACAUCCACCCGUUAUACAUCCACCCGUUAUACAUCCACACCGUUAUACAUCCACCCGUUAUACAUCCACCCGUUAUACAGCCACCCGUUAUACAUCCACCCGUUAUACAUCCACUCGUCAUACAUACAUGGGCUGGAGAAAAAUAUGA